GAAAUGGCACGUACUAAGCAGACCGCCCGGAAAUCUACUGGAGGGAAAGCUCCUCGUAAACAACUGGCUACUAAGGCAGCUCGCAAGAGUGCACCGGCUACUGGUGGCGUCAAGAAGCCGCAUCGUUACCGUCCUGGAACCGUUGCACUUCGUGAAAUUCGGCGCUACCAGAAAAGCACCGAGUUGUUGAUCCGCAAGCUGCCCUUCCAGCGACUUGUUCGUGAAAUUGCUCAAGAUUUCAAGACCGAUCUGAGAUUCCAAAGCUCUGCUGUAAUGGCUCUUCAGGAGGCGAGUGAAGCCUACCUUGUUGGUUUGUUCGAAGAUACCAACCUGUGCGCAAUUCACGCCAAGCGAGUCACCAUCAUGCCGAAAGACAUACAGCUGGCUCGUCGUAUUCGUGGCGAGCGUGCUUAAACAGCUCUUCAUCGACGCAACAUUAACCGGCCCUUUUCAGGGCCACCAAACUAUUCCAUGCAUAAGAAUCGAUUCCCAAUGCCGA
Molecule: messenger RNA, 499 nt
Organism: Diprion similis
Lineage: Eukaryota; Metazoa; Arthropoda; Insecta; Hymenoptera; Diprionidae
Product: histone H3
Exons: 1
Coding region: 4-414 (136 amino acids)
Cellular component (GO): nucleosome
Molecular function (GO): structural constituent of chromatin; protein heterodimerization activity; DNA binding
Source: RefSeq, a predicted model, not a curated record